CGCUGCUCUUCACGCUCUUCCCUCUGUACUCACGAACAUUCGAACUCAUCUUUCUCUCUCUCUCUCCCCAUCUCUUUCUGUGUUUCUGCAAAUUGAGAAGAUAAGAAAAACACAAACAUGAAGCACAACACAAAUUUAUCAGUCCGAAAUCUUCUCUCUAAAUCUCUCUCCACAAAGCACAAGACCAGUCUUAAAUUCCCCAAAUCCAACAACGAAAACGACCCCCCACUCCACCCAAACGUCAAGCAACUCUCGCCUGCACCGUCACCGUCCAAAUCGUUGAGUUUCAACAAACCCCAGAUCGCCCCAUCCGACGGUUACCAACCCGAAGAGUCCAAAUCUCAGGACCCACCACUCAAGAGUCAAAAUGAGAUCUUGGAAUCGGACGGUCACUGUGAAGUAUCGCCGGUUUCAGAUCCGCCGGUGAAGGUUGUGGUGAGGGUUAGACCGAUGAAUGAUCAUGAAAGAGAUGUGAAUCGGACUGUGAGGAAGGUUUCUCCGGAUUCCUUAUCUGUUGGGGAUCGUACAUUUACAUUUGAUUCGGUUUUUGACUUGAAUUCGAAUCAGGAGGAGAUAUUUCAGUCAGUCGGUGUCCCCUUGGUUAAAAACGCAUUGGCUGGUUACAAUGCUUCGAUCUUGUCAUAUGGGCAGACCGGAAGUGGGAAGACUUACACAAUGUGGGGGCCUCCAAGUGCCAUGGUGGAGGAUCCUUCACCCAGAAGUCAGCAGGGCAUUGCUCCCCGGCUAUUUCAGAAGCUGUUCACUGAGAUUCAGAGAGAGCAAGACAACUCUGAUGGCAAACAAAUCAAUUAUCAGUGCCGCUGCUCUUUUCUUGAGAUAUACAGUGAGCAAAUUGGGGAUCUACUCGAUCCAACUCAGCGGAACCUUGAGACAAAAGAUGACCCCAAAAAUGGCUUCUAUGUUGAGAAUUUGACUGAAGAAUAUGUGACUAGUUAUGAAGAUGUAACUCAGAUUUUGAUCAAGGGGCUUUCAACUAGGAAGGUUGGAGCUACAAGCAUCAAUUCGAAGAGUUCGCGGUCCCAUAUUGUAUUCACUUUCAUUUUAGAGUCCUGGUGCAAGGAAGCUUCAUCAAAAUUCAGUAGUUCAAAAACGAGCAGAAUCAGCCUUAUUGAUCUUGCUGGAGCAGAUAGGAACAAACUUGAUGAAGUCGGUAGACAAAGUGUGAAGGAAGGGAAAUAUGUUAAGAAGUCCCUAUCACAGCUUGGGUAUUUGGUGAAUGCCCUGGUACAAGAAACUCAACCAGGAAAGCCUGAAGAUGCUGUAUGCAGAAAUUCAUGUUUAACUCAUUUACUGCAAGAAUCACUUGGUGGCAAUGCAAAACUAACUGUUAUCUGCAAUGUCUCCCCAGAUAACAAAAAUAUUGGUGAAAUACUGAGCACCGUCAGAUUUGGACAACGAAUCAGAUGCAUAAGAAACGAUCCGGUAGUAAAUGAAAUAUCAGAGGAUGAUGUUAACGAUUUGAGCGAUCAGAUUCGACAACUAAAGGAAGAACUAAUAAGAGCCAAGUGUGACGUAUCUAAAUCAGUUGCGAGCAGAAAUGGUGGACACUUUAGAGGGAAAAAUGUACGGGACAGCAUUAAUCAAUUGAGAGUAAGCCUUAACCGGUCCUUAAUACUCCCACGCAUCGAUAAUGACUUCGAAGAAGAAGUGAAUUAUUACGAUGAGGGUGAUGUUAAGGAACUUCGCGAGCAGCUGGAUAAGUUGCAUAAGUCUGAUGAGGAAGAAAGCUCCAGAGAUGAAAGUUGUGAGGCAGACUUGAUGAGUGAAGAUGACAUGAUUUAUCCACAAGAAAAUGAAUUAGAAGUGGAGAAUCCUCAGAAUGAACUUCCUACUGCACCCAAAUCCAUUAAUCAUGCAUUCAGAAGUAGCAUUUCAAUUAGCUCAUGCCAUAACUCUACCAUUUUCCAAGAACCAACUUUGUCUGAGUCUCCUAAAAUUGGAAACAUCCAAAGAAAGAGCAUGGCCUUUAGAUCAAGUCAUUUGGCAAGUCAGAACAAUUUGUCAGAGAGUUCCAAAUCAGAUGUUUUACGACAGUCGCUUAAACAUAGUGAGCACCUGCGAUCAUCAUUGCAGUCAAGUGCAACUGAAUCCUUGGCUGCUAGCCUUCAAAGAGGCUUGCAAAUCAUAGACAAUCACCAGCAGAACUCGCUAGCAAACAGAGCUUCAGUGGCCUUCUCCUUUGAGCACUUGAUGUUGAAACCUUGUCCUGAAGUUGACAAAACUAAUGCUUCCAUUCAAAGAUUGCCAGAAGAGACACCAUCUGGUAGCAUUUCACUGUGUGCAUCUUGCCGACAAAAGAUUGACCACAAUUCCAAUGAAGUCAAUGAAGAAGGGAUUUCCCAAGGGGCAAGAGACGGUGCAGAGCCCAUUAAGAGAGAGGAGCUUGAAAAUAUUUGCAAGAGGCAAGCAGCAAAAAUUGAGCAGCUAACCCGCCUGGUAGAGCAGUGCAAUCAUGGUCAAGAAAGCAAUGCUCUUUGUGUUGAGGCUCUGCAAAAUGCAAUAGUACCACUUGAAGAGGCUACUGACAAAUGUGAAAUAAAGGAAGUCCAGGAAGUCAUGGACCAUCAUAAAGGACAUACUUACUUUGAUUUGAAUGAGAAGGAAGCACUUUUAAGGGAAAUAGAAAGUUUGAAGAGCAAGUUGCAGUCCAAUACUGAGAAUCUGAGAUCCUCUUUGUUGUCAAGGUCCUUGCAACUGAGAAAGAGUGUAGAUUGUCGACCUGAUAAUGCUGAAGAACUAGAGAAGGAAAGAGAGAGAUGGACAGAAAUGGAGAGUGAAUGGAUUUGUUUAACAGAUGAUUUAAGAGUUGAUCUUGAAUCCAGCAGACAGCAUGCCGAAAAAGUGGAAAUGGAACUGAGAUCAGAGAAGCAAUGCACUGAAGAAUUAGAUGAUGCACUUAAUAGAGCUGUGCUUGGACAUGCCAGAAUGGUUGAACACUAUGCCGAUUUACAAGAGAAGUACAAUGACUUGGUUGGACGCCACCGGGCAAUGAUGGAAGGGAUAGCAGAGUUGAAGAGAGCAGCAGCAAAGGCGGGCACAAAAGGUGGCUCACGUUUUGCCAAAUCCCUCGCCGCAGAGCUCUCUGCCGUUAGAGUUGAGAGGGAGAGGGAAAGAGAAUUCCUGAAGAAGGAAAACAAAAGUCUUAAAAUCCAGCUUAGAGACACAGCAGAAGCUGUUCAUGCUGCUGGAGAACUCCUUGUCAGGCUCAGAGAAGCCGAACAUGCAGCCUCAGUUGCAGAGGAGAACUUUUCCAAUGUUCAGCAAGAAAAUGAGAAGUUAAAGAAGCAAAUAGAGAAGGUGAAGAUAAAGCACAAGAUGGAGAUAAACACAAUGAAGCAGUAUCUUGCAGAAAGCAGAUUGCCAGAAUCUGCGUUGAAACCUUUAUAUCGGGAGGAUUCUGACGUAGCUGUACACAGCAGUACAACCCCAGAUUAUGAUGAUCAAGCAUGGAGAGCAGAAUUUGGAGCUAUAUAUCAAGAGCAUUACUAAGUUACUUAAAAAGGCUGAACAUGAACUUGUAUCAGAACAAAGUUACCAUCCAUUGAUGUGCUUGCACCAGAGCAAUGACCCUACUUGGGUCAUCUUCUACCUGUUCUCUACUAUUGGCUUUCUUCAUUUUAUUUUUCUACUAUUGGCAUUCAGUAUUUGUUUUUGCAGCAACAUUUUGUGAUCUGAGAUUGAAAAUUAUUGAAUUCAUCGUAUGUUUGAAUGUUUGUCUUA
Mangifera indica (mango) is the source of this 3741-nucleotide messenger RNA. RefSeq names its product kinesin-like protein KIN-12F. Lineage: Eukaryota; Viridiplantae; Streptophyta; Magnoliopsida; Sapindales; Anacardiaceae. Gene Ontology annotation, molecular function: ATP binding; microtubule motor activity; microtubule binding. Bases 118 to 3510 code for a protein of 1130 amino acids. The transcript is spliced from 16 exons. Gene Ontology annotation, biological process: microtubule-based movement. The record is from RefSeq and is a predicted model, not a curated record.